This is a messenger RNA of Stylonychia lemnae, 1575 nucleotides long. The record is from the annotation of a GenBank genome assembly. NCBI's taxonomy places the organism in Eukaryota, Ciliophora, Spirotrichea, Sporadotrichida, Oxytrichidae.
AUGAAUGUUCUUGGAAUAAAUUAACUUGGCUGGUUUUGCAUGGAAGACAUUAACUUUGUUUUGAAGGGGUAGUUUGCAAGCAAAGUUAGAUCUAACAUUAGAUUAAGAGUAAAGCCUUGUGAGAACAAAACUAAUGUGGAUUUGACUACAUUACCAGAAAAUGAAGUUUGUGUUUCGCCAGAAAAAAUACUUCAACUUUAGCAAAUGUCCUCAAUUAACAUAGCUAACCUUUAGUCAUUUUUUGACCAAGAUGAAUUUAAUGGUUCUCCAGUUAAAAGCGAGAUCAAUAUGUGGUACACUAAUUUUGAGAAUAAUCAGGCUUUUUGCUAAAUUCUAGAAAUAACUAAAAACAUUUUGAAUACUAAAGAUAGUUGGGUCUCAAGCUAUUUCGAUUCUUAAGUAUAUGAAUUCUAUUCUAUUAAGCCAGCUGGUAACUCUGUUGGAGUAGUGAAGCCAAACAUCUAUGAUUAGUUAACCAUAUUUAUUAGUAAUAGUGAUUAAGAGGUAUAUAUCGAGAGGUAAAAAAUUACAAUAUUAGACAUCCUAUCAUUAUCUGGAGGAUUUGCUAAUACAGUCUUGCUAAUGACUAAGAUAUUCUCUCUUAUAUAUUCUGUUUAGCUUUUUAAAUAGAUGCUGAUUUCAAGACUCUGCUGGCUCCAGCAUUUAUCAAAAGGUGAUAAAUUUGAUUUUGAAGGGAAUAGUUUUAUAGAUCAAACAAGAAAUGAUUCAGUAUAUAUGAUAGUUGGUAAAGCGUCUAUUCAAGAAACUAGUUUAAGUUUAAUCUAAAAGAAUCGAAAUUUCAAACAUACUGAUAGUGUAAUAAACCGAUUGACUCAUUUUUUUGCUAACAGAUAGAGAUUUAGUGACAAAAGUUUAAUUUUCCAUAAAUUGAAUUUCAAGUGUAAGAAGCUUUGUAGAAAGCUUGACAAAAACCCUGAAGUUAUGGAGAAGUAAAAAGCUCUUGACAUUAUAAGUUAAAAAACAAACAUUGUGAAAGUUGUCGAGAGUAUAGAAUAUCUGAAAACGUGUAUGAGAAUUUUAUUCUAGGACUAUCAAAGAAAAAUAAUAAAGUAGAAAUCUAAAAUCUUAAUCAAUAUUGAUAACCCUGCUGACAAUAAAAAUUUUAAGUUGCGCAGAUCAAUAACAAAAACGCUUAGUUAUAAUGAGUUAGAACACUAUCUUGCAAAAGUAUUAAAUUCUAAUAAACAAAUUGAUCGAUAGAUAAAAGAUUCCUUGAUCAACUUACCAUAAAUCAAAGAUAAUCAGAAAAUUGAGACUACAAAGAUGAAGUUAAAAGUUAAAAAAGUAAAUGACAAAACUUUACUGGAGGAAACCUCGUAAAAUGAAAUAGAAGAAGAUUAAUACAAUAGAUCUUCUGAAUUAAUCAAUAAAUCUCAAAUUUAAGGAUUGAAACCCCAACUUUAAAAGGAUUCUGAGGAAAAAUAAACAGAAAAAAUAAGUCAACUAGAUGAGCUUGAUAUAUUCACAAAGUUAGUUAUAUUAUUCCAUUUUAUGAUUUUAUAUUAGAGAUACCAAAAGAAUAUUCAAAAGAAAUUAGAAUUUUAAGAAUGUUGA